GACGCAAGUAAAUAACGGGCCUCCGGCCGUCGCUUUUCAACGUGACGCGCGCGCGAAAGAAUUCUCCGAAAGAUCGGCCGUCGAUCGUCGUGCAUCUCGAAAAGCGCGAGAGAAAGAGAGACGUGAGAAGCCUAUAAUUGCCUAGUGUCAGUAAACGAGAGGGAGAGAGAGAGAGAGAGAGCUGAGUCAUUCAUUAGUUAACACACACGGUAGACGUCGCAUUAUCGCAGCUACAAAUAUGUUUAUUUGGGACUGGUUCGCUGGAGUGCUGAAUUAUCUUGGAUUAUGGAAGAAGAGUGGCAAGCUUCUCUUCCUGGGUUUGGAUAACGCGGGCAAAACCACGCUGCUUCAUAUGCUCAAGGAUGAUCGUUUAGCUCAACAUGUACCUACAUUACAUCCAACAUCUGAAGAAUUGUCUAUCGGAAAUAUGAGAUUCACAACCUUUGAUCUUGGUGGUCAUACUCAAGCACGUCGCGUGUGGAAGGAUUAUUUCCCAGCUGUCGACGCGAUAGUGUUCCUCGUCGACGCAAGCGACAGAACAAGGUUACCAGAAUCAAAAGCUGAGCUGGAUGCGUUGUUGACUGACGAGCAACUUAGCGCGUGUCCGGUUCUCGUGCUAGGCAAUAAAAUUGACAAACCAUCCGCGGCUUCUGAAGAUGAACUCAGAAACUUCUUUAAUCUGUAUGGACAGACAACAGGAAAGGGUAAAAUUGCUCGCAGCGAGAUACCCGGCCGUCCGCUGGAACUGUUCAUGUGCUCAGUCCUGAAGCGACAGGGAUAUGGGGAAGGCUUCCGUUGGCUUGCACAGUAUAUCGAUUGAACGUAUAUAUUAUUAUAUACAUGACAGAUUCUCAACAGUUUCAUCAUACAUUUCCCUUUCCUGUUGGUAACGGUGCCGCUACCGGGACUGUAAUCUUCACAUGAAUUCAGUAGUAGGAGAGGAAAUACCGUUUCAUCGAAAAAAAAAAAGAACACGCAGUAAUCGAAAUUUAAGACGAUUUUCCCAAAUAGAGACACGAGACGAAUAUUCUCGAGAACAUUGUACGCGCAAAAUAGGACAGAUUUCCUUUCUUUGAUGUUGGUACACGAAAAACCCGGCAAACAUCAUCUUUUUCUUUUCAAUUCUUCGAGCUCCAUACGGAUUCUAUGGAAACCUAUCAUUUUACGAGUCACAUUAGGGGAAUGAUCAUUAAUACGUGCUGAAGAAUGAAAUAAAAAAAACAUUUUGAUAAAAUAAAACUAAUAAACUAUUUAAGAAUUCCAAGUGUUUGGUAGAUUUAUUUUUGGUGAUUUAACUGAUUUAUUUUUAGUGACAUUAUACUCUAAAAAAAAUGUUAUAAUGCAAAGUAAUGUAUCAUACACAAUUGUAUGUGUGGCUUCUGGAAAGUUGAGAGCUUACAGUAUGUAAUUUACGAAAGUUAGGCUGAUUUGUUAAUUGAUAUUGUCUCUACAUGUGCUCUUUAUCUUUCUUUUCGUUUAAUUUAAAGUAAUAAUUGUUAGAAUCGUUGAAUGACGCUGCUGAAUGCUGUUUUAUAUUUAUAAUUGCUGGUGUUUAAUUUUUUUAUGUUGUAUUUUUACUUAUACAGUCUUGUAUUUGUGCCAACAUUUUGUAUGUUCUUUGAAAUCCAUUCAGGGGGUGCAGGAUAUGUACCAGUAAUUUCUUUUUUGGCAAUGGUUACGAAAAUCUAGUUAAAAUUAUUAAGUAGAACUAAUAAAAUUAAUAGAAAUGAUAUCAUUUCUUAGCAAAUUUUUGAAUUGCAUAUUUCAAUUGUAACUGAUAUAUCGUUUAAAAACAAGCAUAUAUCAUGCUUAAUAUUCUAGAAAAAUCUUCAAUUAUAAAUGAUCUAUAAAUUAAGUUACCGUUAUAAGUUGAAACUGUUCAUAAAUUAUGUAGAUAGAUAGCGGGAAAAUUUUGUUUAAUUUGUUGGUGGUGAACCUUAAUAAAUCUUGGAGUUGUUUCCAAAAUAAAAAUUAAA
This is a messenger RNA of Temnothorax curvispinosus, 1976 nucleotides long. RefSeq names its product GTP-binding protein SAR1b (gene Sar1). The coding region runs from base 239 to 820 and encodes 193 amino acids. Gene Ontology annotation, molecular function: GTP binding; GTPase activity. Gene Ontology annotation, cellular component: endoplasmic reticulum exit site; COPII vesicle coat. Lineage: Eukaryota; Metazoa; Arthropoda; Insecta; Hymenoptera; Formicidae. The record is from RefSeq and is a predicted model, not a curated record. Gene Ontology annotation, biological process: intracellular protein transport; membrane organization; endoplasmic reticulum to Golgi vesicle-mediated transport. The transcript has 6 exons.